This is a messenger RNA of Raphanus sativus (radish), 718 nucleotides long. RefSeq lists its product as uncharacterized. NCBI's taxonomy places the organism in Eukaryota, Viridiplantae, Streptophyta, Magnoliopsida, Brassicales, Brassicaceae. The transcript has a single exon. The record is from RefSeq and is a predicted model, not a curated record. Bases 94 to 516 code for a protein of 140 amino acids.
AGGCGUGGUAAGUGCUUUCAGUGUGGAGAACGAGGGCACUUUGCGAGAGACUGCAAGAGAAAGACGGAAGAAGUUUUUCAAGUUGAGUACUUUAUGCACGCAGAGGAUGCUUUAGGUGAUGGCGCUUGUGAUGAGGAUGUGUGGAUGGUGCACCCAUGUGGUACCACGAAUCAUAUGACUCCAAACGAGAAGUACUUCUCUGGAUUAGACAGAACACAUAAAGCUAAUGUUGGACUAUCAGACGGAAGAGUUGUCAGGGUUGAAGGAAGAGGAGAUGUGAAGAUUAUGAUGAAGGAUGGGAAGAAGAAGACGAUGAAGAAUGUGCUUUUCGUUCCUGGGUUGAAGGAAAACGUGCUGAGUCUUGAUCAGUUGACAGCAAGAGGCUAUUCAGCAAGAAUGGAACCAAAGAAAUGCACGUUUCGCGACCGGACUGGGGCGGUGUUUGGGGAGCCUGUGUGGGAUGAGAGAGGACCAGCUCUGCGUUUGAAUGUGGUUGAAGGUAAUCUCACCUCUUAGUCAGCUCUAUGCUUUUCACUUUGGUAACGGACGUAACUCGUAAGGUGGACGUAUGUGUUGUUCUUUUAUUUUCUUUUGGUGUUUUCAUGUUUUCAGUUCGGUCGUUUUAUUUCUAGUUUUUGCUACUGCGGUCGUAUGAAUCAGUCUGUUGUCCUUUAAACGUUGGACGGCUUUGGUAUUAAUCUAGUUCCAAACAUUUUUA